UACAUUUGUUUAAAUGUAGCAAACCUAGUUAAUAUGUCUCCGCAGGUGUAAAGGUUGUUUUAUAUUUUAUUUCCUUGAUCUAAAUGGUCUAUGGCUUUUAAAAAGGUAAGUUGAACGUAUUUUUAAGAUUGAUUUGUUGUCAUAAUACGUUUAAGAAUUUCGAGCGGUAUGAAAACUACCCCUUGCGAAGGUAUACCACCUAGACAGCAAAAUCAACUACUGCGCACUAAGUUUUUGUAAAGAUAAGAAUUAUCAUCACGUUAUUAUUGAUUUCAAGCUUUGAAAGAUGUUCUCAUUAGGUAUUAGCAGUUGUUGUGGAAGUUCUGUAGGAAUAAUUGGAAUCAAGUAGUUUUCUGUAAUACAUCCCCAGGCGUACGAUAAUGCUGUAAUAAAGCUAGCAAAUUUCGAAUUAAAGCUUUUGUCUGUAGUGAGUAAUUUCUGUAAUGACUCUUAAAUGGUUGGAUGUUCCUCGCAAAAUAAAACUGUCUUGUUUGUCAGCAUCGUUGACACUAACUCAGUAUUCUGCGCCUGUUUCCGGGCAUUAAUAGCAGAUGUUCAUGGUGACCGGUUAGUCAUCCAGAGUUUUAGUUUUCUUGUGCUAAACCAUGGGUGGAGUAAUCCAGUUGUGUCACAGUUUUGACUCCAAAGGCUGGAUUACUCACUGUUCUAGAGUUGAAAGUAUGGUUUCGUAGAGACCUUCGCAUCGCUAUCAAACAGCAGUUUCACUACUUGAGUGUGCUUUCUUUGUAUAUUAGAUCAUCUGGUAAUGUUUAUUCAGUUGCACUUGACUUUGUCUUUUCUAUUGCGACAGUUAAUGGACAGUUUUCUCGCUAUCAUUACUGACCAUGAAUCUCAGUGCUGCUUGUUGGUCAGAGCUUUGAACUGUGGUGACGAUAUUCUAGACUGAAAGAUAAAUGUAGCUGGCAAGGAACUUCAGGUUCAUAUGGGUACAUGUGGAUUGGCGUUUUAGGGGACGCGUAAUUAGGAUGAAAUUUAGAAGCAUCGUCUUCCUAAAGGAAUGCUGUAAAAGGGCGAGAAUAUUAGACAGGUUAAUAUCAGUAUACUUUUAUUUGUUAUGAAUGUCUAACUUAUUUGGUCCAGAUAUGUGGAGUUAAUGCGAUUAGUCAUUUGAAGGUUGUUGGUGCAUUCUUUUUCUUUGGACAUCCACUUAAAUUUAUCAAGUGGAAUUGUGCAAAUUUCUGUAUGCAUUGGACUUCUAUUUUUACAUGGUUGUGACGCUAAAACUAAAUUCAUUGUGCUUUUUUGGUGUGCUGACAUGAAGCAGUGUAUUUCCGCGUGGUCCCAUACUGUUAUACUUAGUAUUAGCGAAUCUUCAUCCACUUAGAUGGCCAGAAAUAUUACGUGUGGGUUAGAAAUAGAAAUCCGUGGCACACAUGAAGCCGUCUUCCAUUAGUCAAUGCUGUUUGGAAAUGUUUGCUUUUGUAUAAUUGCCUCUGAAUGCUAAGUACCGAUGGUUAGAAUUUUUUACCGAAUUGCAGUUGCCAACACUCGUUUUCCAAGUGUCGAACACUCGCCACCAAAUUUCCACCUUUUCGUACAAUUCAUUUUUGUCUAUUUCAGCGUUUUUCUCUUUUGUUCUGUCUGAGUCUGUGGUUAUCACUUUAUACGUCGGGUUGUCAUAAAUCUGUGAUUUAGUAAGCUUAACUGCUUUUAUUCGAGCAACUAAAAUCCAUUAAUAUUUUGUCUACGAGUCUUAGAUGUGCAUCUUUCAAAUGGGAGUUCCAAUCUGAUAUUUGUACUGUUAGCACUCACGCCCCUCCAAACUUCUGUGAAAACUUUCUUAUUCACAUAAAUGAUCCAGGUCAUUUUGCAAUUUGUGCAUGCUUCCGCUUUGUCAUUGUCAAAAUACACAGGAAUAUGUGAUCACAGCUCAGAAAAGAGGACCCUUGUCAAUUUAUUAUCAAAAGCACUAAAUUAUUUGAUAGUCUAUUAGCUUUAACUCGGUCGCUAAAUCAAUUAGCUAACUCAGGUAUGUUCUGUAGAGAACAGUUGAGUUUGAGAGAUAUUACACUUGGUGGCAUUCAUGUAAGUGUUGUCAUUGAAUCUCAUGGUAUGCUUUCAGGUUGUGUAAGAUGAUGUGCCUUAAAUGCUGAGUUUAGCUAAUAUAUGCCCCUCUUUUCACCCACAAAACUAUUUAAUUUUGUAAACAUUUUAGGACAUUAAAUGUCUAAAUUUAAAAUCGUCAUAACCAACGCUAGCAGAUAUCGCUGAGUCCUAAGUUUUAUACAGUAAAAUGCUUGUCUUCAGGAUAUAUGUUGGAGACUGAUAUCAGUACUUGGGUUGAGAGGUGAAAUAAACCUGUUUUUCUUGAUCCUCAGAUAACACAAACUCCCAUCAUCAGUAUCUUUAUGAUUUAAAGUUUAUAUUGUUUCAUCCUCCGAGUUAGAUAAGAUUAGACCUAUGUUCAAACGAAAGCACGACAUUUUCACAGGGCUGUGAACUGCCGACUUUAAGCUACAUGAGGAAUUAAAAUGCACUCGUGAUUUGUAAUUAACCGCAACCAAUAGUUGUUAAUUGUUCCUAGCAUGUCUUAGGAUGGUUGCGGUUUAUUCUGUUCUUUCCUUUGUUUUAAUCUUAGCAUUUGUUUACGUGGUUCUUUGUCUUGGUCUUUUGUGUGGUUUUGGUAUUAACGGGUAAAUCGUCUCCCUUCACGUGCAUGUGGAAUGUGUGACAGUGAGGUAGCUGUAUUAGGAUUUUUUUUUGUAUAUUACUCAACCAGUUUUUCAGUUAUUCGUGCAUAUGCAUUGCAACUUAUGCGUGAAUGAUUAGAAUGGAAGCAUUAUUUCCUCCAGCUACGACAUUCUUAUGUUUCUGGUUUGAUCGAUUCCACGUGUGAUAUGCUCAUUAAAUAUACUAGAUUCUGUCGUUAAUUAUUGUACUGGCAUCACGCACCUGUAGGUGAGAAUCUUACUUCUCUCCACCUAUAAAUGCAGGAUGUUUAUGUAAAUUACAUUUUGCUUAUGAAUUUAUUUUUACUUUUCUAAGCAUAUCAUAUUGAAACUUACAUACAUUGUUCAAACUUGUCUGUGUAUUUACGAACUAUGUUCCAGCUUUCUAUCGCACUUCAGCCUAAAGUACUAUGUUUGGGUAACCUAUGGCUAUCCGUCUCACCACCACUACUAGGUAGAAUUAUAUAUAUAUAUAUAUCGUGAGGGCUGGUGUCUGGUUUUCCAAACCUCAGUAGGUAGAGCGGGAUGAAAGCUUGUGACCCCCUUGUUGAAGAACAUUGCAAUAAGCUGCGGAGCUUUUCGUACCUAAGGUCACAUUUUAUCUCAACUUGACCGUGCUGUUUCACUUAAUGUAGAUAACAAAGCAAACACAUAUUCAACCAAAACGUACAUUGCCAUUGGUCCUCUCUAUAAUAAAAACUAUUUUUCGUAAAUGAGCUUUCUCCGAUGGAAUAAAUAAUUAUUUCUCAGAUUAGUGGCACGUUCGGAAGACUUUUCUACAUGUUCAUGUGGCAUCUUGGGAAUCUGUAUUCAUAAAGUCGUACAACAUCCGGUUUAUUACUGUGGUAUCGCUGAGGUUAAUUGCUGUUUCCACUUAUUAAGUGAAGACAUGUAAUCACGGCUGUUGUAUAUGUUCUUCGGUAUCUAUCUGUUCGCUCCAUCUCUGAACAUUUAAACAGAUGUACUCGCGCUUUUUGAUCCGAUUUCAACUGACGGAGCUGUAUGUCGUGUUAUGUAGUUGUUAAAAUAGCUUGCGGAUUUAAAGAAUUCUUAAAGAUGGUUGUCCUCAAUAGAAUCAGGUAAAGCAAAGGUGAAAAGACUGGUUGACAGCGGGCAUCACAAAUUGUUAGUAGUUUACUGAAAGCAGGUAUACAGGAGGAAAAUUCAAUGUUCGGUGUUUUAUACUUGAUAUUAAUCAUAUACCACAACUAUUUUCGACUUAAUUCAUUGUUUUCUGUUUUUCAAAAAGGGUUUAGUGGGAUGAACGGCGAUAUCUCCCGCAUCCCUAUUCAGUCACUGAGUGCUGUAGUUAGUUUAACGGAUAUUAUACCUGAGUUACCGUUGCCCACUCCUUUACAUUCUGGAUCCAGUGCAGAAACUUUGUUAUAUGACCCUUCUCACAGUCUUCACUUUGGUCAUGCUCAACUUGUGGGUUACCUUAGUGAAGCCCUUGGGAAUGUUUGUACAAAUAAUAUUGAUUUUAAGGAAGGAUUUGCUAGUGAUAUAAUCGAUCCAAAUCUAUUGCCCGAACCUCUUGUUAGCUCCUUAAAAAAACUACCUGUUUUCGAACAAAAAAGAGGGUUUUAUGGGCUAUCUUCUCAAGAGUCAUAUCAUCAAGUUAAUACUGUUACUAAUGCAUAUAAAGUACAGCCUAGUUCCUGGGGUUCAUCUCUAGACCAACCACUUUCUUCUGAGACUCAUCUUUAUCCUAAUUCAUUUGAAGAACCAAGUGGAUCACCCAAUAAAAAGAAAAAGAAGCGUAAGAAAAAGAAGCAUAAACAUUAUGAGGAUGGUGAUACAAGUGAAACGGGAGGUGAAUCAAAUGCUACUACUCCAGCGGCUUGUGGUGGCACCACUCCGAAUAAAUUUGAUGACAAUUGUUUGUCUCCUGCUUCAACGUACGGUGUUGUGAAAGUGAAUGAUGAUACUAAAAAGCUUUCUUUAAAGAUUUUUAAACGCCCCACAAACGAUGGUUCCCAGCCCGUUUUUAUGGUGGAACAAGUGGGUGGUGCUGAACCGGUUAAAAAGGAAAAGAAAAAGAAGCGAAAUAAAGAAAAAGAUCGUGACCAUCGAUUACAUCACGAAAUUUCCAAAUCACCAGCAGAGAGGCAUGUUCAACAGACAACACCAUCAUCUGUAGAUAUGACAGUCAAAACACAUAACACUCCUACAACAAAUAGUCCCGCAAGCACACCAGCAGCUAACGAUGGUUGCAAAAUAUUAGAAUCUACCCCUUCAACGUUUAUUCACAAUUGCCACUCCAAAGAUCCUUCCCAAUUGGACUUGUCACUUAUGACAAGUGAAGGUUUGUUUGAUAACUUGAAUUCUAUGAGUAAUUUGUAUCAGCAACCCCAGUCUCAGUCUACUUCUAGCCUUCCCAGUACUCCUGCUUCAAGUUCUGGGAAUGGUAGAGCACUGACGUCUAGUGGUUGUGCUCCUUUCACAUGUACGUACAGCAUUUCCGAGACCACACAGGCUAAUGCAUUCACCUGCAAGUCAAAUAUGUUCUAUGAAUUGUUACGAAAUAACGAUCCUACUAUGGCACUCAAACAUCUUGCAGACAGUGUCCCUAAUGAUUUAUUUAUUCCGUCUAGUUCAUCUGCUCCUAAUGCUCUUGGUUCUGUGUGCAACAUGAUGGAUUUUGCUUCUAAUUUCCUGCAAAAUGAAAUGCUUUCCUCAAAUUCUUCUUAUAACCAGUUUCCACUUGGUAUUAAUUCUUUAGCAAAUUGUGAUAGCUCUACUGUUCCGCGGAUCAAUUUCCCUUCACAGCCAUCUACCACUAAUGCUUCUUCGUUUUUAGUCGCAUCGCACUUGAUCGACUCUAGUCAAUCAUCUACUGUUACUGCUGCUGACUCCACUUUCGACGUAUUGGGUGGUAUAUUAAGCAAUUCUUGCUAUACACCUGUCACAGAUGUGUGUCCUGCCACCUUCGCUGCCAAUUUUGAUAUGCCUGGUUUGCCUCCAGAUUCCAGUACUCAUCAUGUUCCCAUGGGGAUUGCAAGUUAUCUCUCUGCUCCUACUCAAACUGUUACAAGUGUCCAAAAUCAAAAUGAUUCACGAAUCCAAAGUCGUGAAUCUGUUCGUAUGGACUCCACACCAACGAUUACUAGUACUCCGCAGCCAUGGUGGAAACGAAAAAGCAAUUCUGUUUUAAGAAGACGAAAGCGUCGGAAAAAUGAACUCGAAGAUUUACAAUCUUGGACUGUUAAUUAUCCAGUUAGUGGACCUGGUAUGUCUAAAUCUGUGGCUGAACGAACUAAAGGCCCUGAUGAGCGGACCUGGGAUGAUGCCAUUGGUUCUUAUAGUCAGGUCCUUGGUGAACGUGCCAAAAAGCGGAAAAGAAUGGUCAAACAAGGUGGAAAUUUGGAUCCAGACUAUGUUUUUGAGCAUGACAAGGAUUAUCCGAAUGAUGGAGACAGUGAUCAUGGUAGCAGUGAACCCAGUGGUACUCUCGAUCUCACAAACGAUUCUGCCGGGACCAACGAAACCACCCACAAUACGAGAGAAAUGCGCUCAGGGGCUGCCAAUCGUUCGUAUGCUGGCAUGGAUGAUGAUGAUGAGGAAGUCUUGACUGGUCAUACAGCUUGUCCAAAUGGUUCUUCAAGUGCUAGAAGACGAAAGAAGCUUGAUGAUGAUGAGCCCUUUGAAGUCCGUUUGAAGGAGCCUGUGGAAGCCCGCUUCCCGCAUAUACGUAAAGCAUCGGAAUCUGCUCGCAAGCGACGUGAACGUGUGAGUUUUGGUGUCAUGUCGUCAAAUAAUUUGCCUGACAAACGAAAUAUGUCUAGAGAUCCGAAUGCAGGAGGUGAAACAGGAAGCCUUAAGCGAUUUCUCAACAGACUGUCAAAUAUUUUGGAAUCCAUUGAAGAAACAGAACUUUUGAAAAGUCUUGACGGCAUAUCAAACGUUGAUGAUCAUUCACGCAAACCAAAUGGUGAAGAUGGAUUUCCUUAUGCAGACAAAGAGAGUUUGCUGACAGAGACUGUUAUAUCAGCUGAAGACUUGGCAGAGUUCUGUCGUGAUGCUGCGAAAUUGAACUCUGUGGGUGUUGCCAAUCAGAUUCCCACUGGACGAUUGCUCAAUUUUCUUACGCUCUUAUUACUAAAUAUCCGGGAUGGUGCAAAUGUGAUCGCCGUGUUAAGACCUGAAGAGGAAGCUGAUGCUCAUGAAAGCAAACUAUGGAAAGAGGUGGCUAUGGAACGAGUAAUGCGCAGUAUGAACUCUGGUCUAACUGCGUUAUUGCUGAUGACUUCGAAAGAUAUGCCCAGAGAAGUGUAUGUGGAAGAUGUUAUCGAGCGUACUGUACACAGUGUCAGAUUUCAGUUAUUCAAUUGUAUUUACCCGGAAUUCGAUCCCGCUUAUCGUGUCGAAAAUGCAGCUAAAGAAAAUCAAAGCAGUAUUAAAUCUCGACGUGCUCGUGAACGCGAUGCACAGAAACCAAAAUCCAUAAUCCAUCUCUAUCACAAACUCGUGGAGAUUAUCUCUAAUCUAUCAAAACUUGUGAAAAUGCAAAGAUUGACCGAUAGUCUCGUUCUUACGUUGUCUAGUGUUGGUGUUUCUGUGUUCUUUGUUGAAAAUGUUGGUGAGCUACAACUUGCAGCCCUGGAACUGGUAACCGCAAUAUUUGCCCAGUAUGAGACUCACCGGUCGCUGAUAAUGGAGGAAAUAUUAGCCAGUUUAUCUCGUCUUCCAUCGAGCAAAAGAAAUUUGCGUACUUACAGAUUAAAUAGUGAGGAUAGUAUUCAAAUGCUUACUGCGCUAGCGCUAUUGUUAGUGCAGUCUGUAGUGAACCUCCCGGACCCGUCACCAAUGAAUUCAGACAACUCCCACGCUCCCUAUCAAUGUCCUACUGCUGCUGCGUCAUCUGAUGGAAAUACACUUCAAAAGGCAGAUGAUGAAGUUACGAUUAUCAAUUCUUAUCACAAUGCUCUUCGUACAGCUCACACCUUCCUAUUAGUUUUUCUUCGGAAGUCAACAAUGAAAGGUGAAGAUGACUAUAGAAUUAUAUUUGAGAAUUUUGUUAAUGACCUGCUUCUAGCCGUCAAUAAACCAGAAUGGCCGGCUUCGGAGGUUAUGCUUAGUCUUCUUGGUAGCCUUCUGGUACAACAGUUCAAUAACAAAUCACUUGAUCAAAGUGUUCGUGUUGCGAGUGUCGACUACCUAGGAACAGUGGCAUCCACACUACGUCGUGAUGCUGUAACUAGUCAGUUGAAGGAAAACGAUGUCGAUGCUGUUAUUCGCGACCUCCUUGAAGGCAAUCAGUCGGAUGACGAUGAAGAUGACUCCGAAGAAGAUUCUCAGGACAACGUUAAAACUGAUGAUACGGGAGAUAUAAACGGUGAACACGAAUCUAAUUUGGAUGUAGAUAAAAAUAAGUCAGAAUCAGAUAUUCAUUCAGUUGAUUCUGUAUCAACUACAGAAACUCCAAAGUAUCCUAAUGGGAAUGGUUACAACUGUACAAACUUGAAGUCCAUUAACAAGGUAGAAGAAGCAAAAUGUGUUAAAAACAAAGGCGUAAAACAGAAAAAAGAGGAAAGAAAUAAACAUGUAGAUCCUAUCUCACAACUGGAUCGGGUUCAAGCUCUACGUGAUGCCAUUUUAGACUACCUAGCAGCAGAGGAGGCCAGCCCCACAGCAGUUUAUGCCCGAAAAUUUUACUUAGCUCAGUGGCUUAAUGAUUGUACGAAGGAAACAGAACGGGCUCAACGAAGUGUGAUACAGAAGAAGAAUCAGAAUGCAAUAAUGAAUGGUGAAAUCGAAGCAACUAGUGCAACCAAAAGCUUGUCGGACGUUGAUCAGGAAAUAGUUUUAGCGAUUGCAGAAAGAAGGAGACAACAUAUUUUAUCGAAGGUGAGGGAAGCCCCACAAGCUUGGCGACAGCGUAGGUGUCUCUGGAACAAUUCACUACCACUUAAUGAGAAGCAAAAGCAAUCUGGAAAUAUUUGCAGCCCGGAUGCAAUUCACGAAACAACACUUGUUUUCCAAGGCACAUUAGAUUAUGAAGACUGUUGUUUGGUGUGUCGCUAUCUCGCAAGUCUUCGUCCAUUUUCUCAAAGUUUUGAUGUUUACUUAUCACAAAUUUGCAAGUUGUUGAGCGAGUCAUCUGUGGCUGUUCGUACGAAAGCGCUGAGGUGUUUGUCAGCUGUAGUGGAGGCUGAUCCUAAUGUCUUAGCUAGAGUGGAUAUCGAACGUGCUGUACAUUCUCGCCUUUUAGAUACUUCAACUUCUGUUCGUGAAGCAGCUGUAGAUUUACUUGGUCGAUUUUUAAGCUGUAGACCUGAGCUUACUGCUCAGUAUUAUCCAAUGUUAGCUGAACGUAUACGCGAUAAAGGUGUCAGUGUCCGCAAGCGAGUCAUUCGGAUUCUUCGCGAUAUCUGUCUUGAGCAACCAGAUUUUCCAAGAGUUGCAGAAAUAUGUGUUAAAAUGAUUAGACGUGUGAAUGAUGAAGAAGGAAUCAAGAAACUUGUUCAUGAGGUCUUUCAAACAAUGUGGUUUACUCCGGUACGUGAAAGGGAAACUGUGAAGCUGCUACGAAAGGUAAUGAAUAUCACGGAUGUUGUUGGUGCUUGUAAGGACACUGGUUACGAAUGGUUUGAACAGUUUUUACGAACUCUCCUGAAAAAGGAAGAGGCUGAGAAAGUUAAACCAGUCGAAAAGGCAUGCAAACAGAUAGCGGAUUGUUUAGUUCAAAAUAUUAUGCGAUUGGAAGAGAUUUCAAGCCAAAGCAAUCAAAGACUAGUCGCGUGUUUAGCAACACUUCAUUUGUUGACCAAGAUUAGACCGGAACUAAUGGUACAAUACACCAUGGUACUACAACCGUAUUUGUCAAUUCGGUGCAAUAAUGUUUCAGAUGCUCAGGUAUUGCAUUAUGUCGCCAGGAUAUUAGAAGCUACGCUACCGUUGGUGGAGCAUCCUAGUGAAACAUUUGUGGCACAACUUGAAGAAGAUAUGGUUCGUCUAACACUGCGCCAUGGGAAAAUGGUUCUGGAAUCUUGUGUUGCGUGUCUUGGAGCAGUUGUUAACAAAGUUUCAAAAAAUUACUCUUUAGCAAGAGAUUGUUUCACGCGAUUUUUCAACGCUCUUCAAAAGUUUCGUAACGAACUGUCAGAUGAUCCAGAACGCAAAAUUUGUCCGACUAUCCGUCCUACGAUUCUUCGUGCUUUGUUCACUGUGGGUUUAUUAUGCAAACACUUUGACGCAGAUGUUUUCCAAUCGAGCAAAACUUCUAAUAUUCGAGAUCAGGUGUUUGAAACAUUGAUGUUUUUCACUGAACAAGUCAAAUCAGAUAUAGAGAUGCGGAAGAAGGCAUUGUCCGGUCUAGGCUUCCUCUGUACUCGUCAUCACGAGUUACUCUGUGGUCCUCGGUUAUGCAAAUUUUAUCAUGAUCUUUUGCAAGCUUCGUGUGAUGAUAUCAAGUCUAAACAAUGUGAUCACCAAUUGGAAUUAAAGUACAUCGUACUAGAGAAUUUGCUAAAUUUUUUCCUUGAGGAAGAAAAACGAAUGUUAGAAGCAGACGCAAAAUGGAAGGCUAGACAACAUCAAGAAUCAUUAAAAGAAAUGGGCGAUAUCGCCUCAGGUAUGGGGAGCUCAGUUGCACAAACAUAUCUUAGAGACAUACUCGAGUCAUUCUUUUCACCAUUUUUCACUGUUCGUCUUACUGCCUUAUCAGUUAUCACAACAAUUCUUCGUCAAGGUCUUAUUCAUCCAGUCCAAACCGUACCUUAUCUGAUAGCUAUGCAAACCGACGUUGAUCCAAAUAUACGUAUUAAAGCUGAUGCUCAACUUCAAGAAAUCGACACGAAAUUUCCUGGUUUCUUGACGAUGAGAGCUGCACAGGGUGUGAAUUUAUCGUAUCGUCUCCAAAUUGUUUUGUAUAAUGAGCUGCGCGAGAAACCGAAAGUAAAUCCUAGUGGAUCCUCACAACAAAUUGGCUCACCUGAAUUAUCAAGUGUUCAUAAGUCCACUAACAUUAUUUCUGUCCGUCGAAGUAGUCGCAAUAAAGUUGAGACUGAUAGCUUAGGUUCUGAUGAUAACUCCAGAUGUACAUUGCCUACGAAUGUUCCUGAUCACCAAUCUUCUUUCAAUGUUCCGGAAGACUCUUUUGGUGCUAUUCGUGGGACCAGAGAUCCCUUCAGUGAAGUCCCUACUGCUCUCAACUCAAAUUUGUAUUCUAUGCUGAGAAAUAAUAAAAGUCAACGUCGUUCUCUACUAAACGGCCUCAUAUCACUCUUUGAUGACUCGCAGAGGAUUUCUCUUAGUCAGUUAGUUUAUGUUGCUGAUAAUUUGGCACACUUUCCCUAUCAAUCGCAAGAAGAACCAUUGUUUGUUGUCCAUCACAUAGAUUUGAUGGUUAGUAUGGCAGGUUCGGGAGUUCUGAAUAAUGUUCGUGAGGCACUUUUCCCAGAGUUAAAAGCAGCUCUUGAGGCUGUCGUCGCUGCUCAGCUUGAAGCUGAUGCGAAGAACCGAGCGCAGAUGGAAAUGCAAUUACGUGCCGAACUUCAGGCACAGCACGCUGCUUCAACUGAAGCUCUCAGCAGAGGUGAUCAUGCUACAGCUGGUUUAUUCAACGAUCAAAUUCAGCAUACUAUCCAACGCAUAAACAGUCUGAAUUCGUCUAACCCCGCAGUAAUAGGAAGCAGCUCAUCCACGACUGAGCUGUCUUCCAACACCCUUUCCGGACGCGAAAGUUUUUCCAGGGUUGAUUUGGGUCCUUUUGAAAUAGAGGAAGAGGAAGAUCCAGUUGCACUCUUCGACAGGUUAUCUAAAUCACGUCAGACAACUCUACCUAUAAUGCGAGAUGCUAUUCGUACAAGUCGUGCAUGUGUUUUAUUAUUGACGCUUAAACAAUUUCUAAAGGAAUCAUACUGUAUCACUGAUGGAAAGAUUCAGCGUUACUCGCCUUCAGAUUCAGCUAAGUUGUGGGAGAAGCCGUUGACUCGGCGCGUUGGUGUUCAUUUUCAUCCCUUACCAUGCUUGAAAGCUGCUGGGAUGGAACUUCACAAAUCGGAGCUUGUUUCUCAUUCACAGCCGUCUGUUAAAAGUGACCUUAAUACCGAGGAAAACUUAUCAGCUGAAGAUGUUGCCGAAAAAGACGAGGAUAUUGAAUGUACGAGUGAAAUGCAGUCCCUUGUACAAGAUUAUCUCGAUUUCCGCAAGCUGAUACUUACUAUUGAUCCUCCUGGCGAAGAAGAAUUAGGAGCAGAAGACUUGAAUACUUCAUUACAAUCUCUUGGUGGAACAGUCGCUGACGAUCCUUGCAAUACAGCUUCAGACUGUGCUCAGUUGAAUAAAGGUCGGUCUUUAAGAACAGUGGUACCUCAGUUACACAAUAAAUCUUCAGAGGAAGAUAAUGAUUCGGAUGACUCAAACGCUGGUGGUGCUUCCCGUCUUAUGUUAGCUCAAUCGGCCCCAACGAAGAGACGAAAGCCAACUCUCGGUGCACGUACCGCUAUAAGGAAUCCCAUCAACCGGAAUACUAAGAAGAAACGUAGACGCCGAAAGCGAUGCACUAUGGCAGCCAGUUCAAGUGGAGAGGAAAGUGAUUCCGCUGAUGAGUCUGAACCAUCUGAUCCUGAUUAUUAAUCUUCAUCGAAAUUCUCAACCAAUAGGCCAAUAGAUCUUGUUCACAAUUUGAAUAGCGCAUCAUGUGCAUUAUUCUGCAAGCAAAAAACUGAAACAAAUAACUCCCAGGUUUUUAAAAGUUUAUUCUGUAUUCGCUGAAUAAAAUAAUAUAUUAGUUUAUAUUUACCUAUCAUCCCUAUCCUCACUUUUGUAUCAAAGAUUUUAUUCGUCAUUUCUUUCCUUUAAUCAUGUAUUUUUUUUACUCCUAUGGCAGCUUGUCAUAUACAACGUUUGUUUUUGUAUAAUAAUAAUAAUAAUAAUAUAUGCUUUCAAUUUUGACUGCAAUGCUAACUAUGUUAUAUACAAUGUCUACCAGAAUGGAUCUUACUGUUGAUAAUGAUAUGUAUUAUUUAAUUCAUUCAGAUAUUGAGUUAGAUAUCUGAAUAUCGACAACAACACAAUAUGCUUUUAAUUGAAAUUACAUUCCCCGAAACAAAAUUAAUCAUCAUACUGUUUUAUUUGUUUUCGAUAUCUCUCACAGUCGAACGAGAUUUCAAUACACACGACUUACACAACUAACCUGAUGUGAUGAUAAUAUCAUUACUCUUUUCUUUUAUUUACAUGUUAUAAAUAAUAUGUAUUAUGUUAUAAUAUAAUAUAUUUCUAAUUUAGAAAUUUUAAUUUUGUAAAUAUGUAUAUUAUUUUCAUGAGAUUUUAUUUCCCAAUUUUUACCAUUCUUCAUUUUGACGAAAUUAUAUUUAUUUGCAAAUAUCCACUGCAUUAUUUCUAUUUAUGUACAUCACUUACGGAAGAAUUUGUUUUAUAUCUGCUAUGGAUACCUUUUGUAUAUAACCCAUCAGUUUAAAUUCUCACUUACUUACUUACUUACCUACUUACUUACUUACUUACUUAUCUAC
Molecule: messenger RNA, 13165 nt
Organism: Trichobilharzia szidati
Lineage: Eukaryota; Metazoa; Platyhelminthes; Trematoda; Strigeidida; Schistosomatidae
Source: the annotation of a GenBank genome assembly